Molecule: messenger RNA, 2184 nt
Organism: Sardina pilchardus (European sardine)
Lineage: Eukaryota; Metazoa; Chordata; Actinopteri; Clupeiformes; Clupeidae
Product: thyroid hormone receptor alpha
Exons: 10
Coding region: 539-1795 (418 amino acids)
Biological process (GO): negative regulation of transcription by RNA polymerase II; thyroid hormone receptor signaling pathway; cell differentiation
Molecular function (GO): nuclear receptor activity; zinc ion binding; RNA polymerase II cis-regulatory region sequence-specific DNA binding
Source: RefSeq, a predicted model, not a curated record
GACCGGAGCACUUUUUCCCCACAUACCAAGGAAAAUCCACAAUAACGAGCGCACAGUGAAUUCGCUAAAGAGCAACACGGGAACUGCAUGAAACAUUAAUUUGACGGCACGCUGCGCCCUGCGGAGGAAUUAGCUCGAAUAUCCCUUACUGUGCAGUGUAUAGGCUACUACUACACUUGCACCGGAUUGAGGGACAGCCUGGACAUUCCCAGCCCCGUUUUCUGUCCCGAAAGGUUCCAGUUUGCGUCUUCGGCGACGGAAGAAACCGGUGGGCGGCGGCCAGCAGUCACAGCAAGCCAGGGCCUGGGGAAAUCAUUAACCAGACGAACCACAACAGGACUCUGAUUCCGCUCUCUCUCCUCCGCCAUUACAUCAUCACUCCACGCCGGCAGGGGUUGCGGUGACGUCAUCAAGGAGGGCGGCUUGCCCCGCCUGGCCAUGGCCGAGUGACUUGCGGCCCAGCGAAUGACAAGCGCGCGUCCGAGGGUGGGGCCCGCCUCAGUCUCACAUGAUUGGCUGCUGGAUGGAAUUAAGGUGAAUGGAACACAUGUCCAACGAGCAGGACUCUAACCUAUCGGAAGGGGAAGAGAAACGGUGGCUCGAUGGCCCGAAAAGGAAGAGAAAGAAUAGUCAAUGUUCGAUGAAGAGCAUGUCUGGUAAGACACCUCCAAUGCUGGUUCCCGGGUACAUCCCAAGCUACCUGGAGAAGGAUGAGCCCUGCGUGGUGUGUGGAGACAAGGCCACUGGCUACCACUACCGCUGCAUCACCUGUGAGGGCUGCAAGGGGUUCUUCCGACGCACCAUCCAGAAGAACCUCCACCCCGCCUACUCCUGCAAGUACGAUGGCUGCUGCAUCAUCGACAAGAUCACCCGCAACCAGUGCCAGCUGUGCCGCUUCAAGAAGUGCAUCGCUGUGGGCAUGGCCAUGGACUUGGUCCUGGACGAGGCCAAGCGCGUGGCCAAGCGGCGCCUGAUCGAGGAGAACCGCGAGCGGCGGAAGAAGGAGGAGAUGGUGAAGACGCUGCAGAACCGGCCCGAGCCCACCAGCUCCGAGUGGGAGCUCAUCCGCAUGGUGACGGACGCCCACCGCCACACCAACGCGCAGGGCUCGCACUGGAAACAGAAGCGCAAGUUCCUGCCAGAGGACAUCGGCCAGUCGCCCGUCGCCCCCACAUCAGACGGGGACAAGGUGGACCUGGAGGCCUUCAGCGAGUUCACCAAGAUUAUCACGCCUGCCAUCACCCGCGUGGUCGACUUUGCCAAAAAACUGCCCAUGUUCUCAGAGCUGCCUUGUGAAGACCAGAUCAUCCUUCUGAAAGGCUGCUGCAUGGAGAUCAUGUCCCUGCGGGCGGCCGUGCGCUACGACCCCGAGAGCGAGACGCUGACGCUGAGCGGCGAGAUGGCCGUCAAGCGCGAGCAGCUCAAGAACGGCGGCCUGGGCGUGGUGUCGGACGCCAUCUUCGACCUGGGCAAGAGCCUGGCGCAGUUCAACCUGGACGACUCGGAAGUGGCCCUGCUACAGGCCGUCCUGCUCAUGAGCUCAGACCGCACGGGUCUCACCUGCAUCGACAAGAUCGAGAAGUGCCAGGAGAUGUACCUGCUGGCGUUCGAGCACUACAUCAACUACCGCAAGCACAACAUUCCCCACUUCUGGCCCAAGCUGCUGAUGAAGGUGACGGACCUGCGCAUGAUCGGGGCCUGCCACGCCAGCCGCUUCCUGCACAUGAAGGUGGAGUGCCCCACCGAGCUCUUCCCCCCGCUCUUCCUGGAGGUGUUCGAGGAACAGGACGUGUGAGGGAGGACGAGGAGGAGCGAGAGAGAGAGAGAGAGAGAGAAGAAAGAAAGAAAGAGAGAGAUGGAUGGAAGAGGAGGAAGAGACGGGAGGACCGGAUCGGAGCCGGAAGGAAAACCGGAUCGGGUUCGGACGGGGAGCAGAGGAAGCGGCGGAAGAAGCCAAGAUGCCCUGGACAACGCGCGCGAGGCAGGAAGGACUCGUCGAGCGUCACUUUCUCUCCCUUUUUCCCUCGCCCUGUCACCGCCGCCCACCCUAUCCCGGGGAAAACUUUUUGCUUGUUUGUUUGUUUGUUUGUUUGUUUUGGUCUUUUUUUUUGGAGAAGAAGAGUAAAUAUGCGCCGUAUCGUCUCGUCACCCACAUGUUUGAAAGCAGACUACACCAGCAGCAGC